UAUUCACUUGCAAUCAGAACGUUCAGCCGACAAGAAGCAAUUAAAAUCGGGUUCCCAGCUAAGUUAAGCCAAAGCGAAAAAAAAUAUUUGAAAUUCAACAGAUUUUUGAAGCCAAACUUAUUGAAGAGUGUCUCGAAAUAAAGUGUAAAACCAAACAUAUUUUUGAUUAUAAUUAACAGUGUUGAGUGCAGCUUGCAAAUAUUGCGUAACUCGAGCUCGAUGCUGGACUUGAGCGCCAAUUGAACUUGAAAAUCGAAAAAGUUUUUGUGUUUCAAAGAAAAAAAUUGAAACAAAAAAACUCUAAAAUUAAUCCAAACACUUACAACAUAUUUUAAUCUAUAUAAAAAUAAAUAAAUAAUAAUAAAAAUAAUUAUUUAACUGCAUUUCGCACACAAACGCACAGGCGAAACUCAACUCACGCUCACACCCGAUAAGCGCUACUCCGCUGACGCCAAUUUUUCGCGCCCACCAAAGGCUCCACGACAACACAACGGAAGUGGUCGCUCAUUAAGUGCGGCGUAACUAAAGAAACAGUAACAGAAAUUUGUGUUAUUUGCAUAAAACCAAGCGAAUUUCUUCGAACGUCUGUGUGCGAUUACCUAAUACAAGCCGAAAAAGAGCCGAAACACUCUUUGCAUUGAACUAAUUAAAGUAGAAAAACUAGUGACGAUUUUUAGUUGAAGUUCGAAUUUUAACAAAAAAAAAAAAAAAAACUAUUCGAAAUGCAGCCUCUAAAACGGUUCACACAAUGUGGCAGUCUAACCAUGCUCUUUGGCGUCUUCAUUAUACUCUUCGGUGUCAGUUCGACCGCUUUGACAACUUUUGGCAAGACGAAUAAUGACAAGCCAACGCCAACACCAAUCAUUAAGGGCAAGGAAUGUAACAACCAUGAUGACUGCAUAACGAUAGAUAAAACCAGCUGCGUCAAGGACCCCAACGACUACAAGCAUCGUUGCCUGUGCGGUGAUGAUUCGGCGCCGGUCAAUGGACAUUGCCAGGAUGUACUAAAAGGUCUACGUCACAAAUGCACCAGCAGCCAUGAAUGUGAGGACGGUUUGGUUUGUCAGUUCGAGAGUCUUAAUCGUACAAUUGGUGUAUCGAAAUUCAUUUCUAAGACUAAAUUAUGCCUCUGUGACAAUGAGAGUGGAUUCUUCGAAGAUGUUUUGCGUGACAUUUGCAGCGGCGCUUCGCUACAAACAAUUGCAAAUAUUUUGUGCUCGCUGGUCUCCACAGUGGCGCCGUUCAUUGUCUACGCACGCAUGAAGCCGCAUUUCUAAACGGUCAAUCAACAGCAGAUGCGCUAAACAAGUUUUAUGACAGUUUUUUCUAAAUUUAAUUUCUCUACCAAUUGUGAUGUGAAAUAUUUUGAAUAUUUUGUUGAAGCACAUAGACAUAUUUACUUAUGUUUUGAGGCAAAACUUGCAAUUACUUAAAAUCUACACAUUAGAAAGUAUAUGGUCAAUUAGCUUAGUCAAAUAUAGUAAGUGUGAUUGUUUGCAUAAAUAUAUGGCAGCACUGCACACUGAAGUGAGUUAUAUGCAUACAUGUGUAAUUAGUAAGCGUUACCAGAUGUUUUGAUUACUACAUUUUUUUGAUUAUUAUAGCAAAAUAUAUGAAGAACUUAUUCAAUUUAAAGAAACAAACCGCAACUCAAACCAACUGGCAUAUUUGUAUGUAAUUAUAAGUAUCACUGGUUUUAUAUAAAUAUCGAUUUUACUGUGUGUCACCAACUAUCGUGCCUCUUACAUGAAAUAUAGUUUAAGUUUAUUUACCUGUAUACACCUAAAAGCUCUACUAUAUACAUACAUACCUAACUACAGUUAUAUAUAAGUGUAAUAAAUAACGAAAUAUUGUAAAAUAUACUCGUAAAUGUCUAUCAUUGAUGUCUUAUAGUCAUAGUUCAUAGUUCAUAACAUUACUACCACCGCCAAGUUUAUCUGCCUUAACACUAAGGUUCCCUUAAAUUCAACUUUAUAUACAAAAUUAAAAGAAAUAAUACAGAAAAUAAAAAAAAUGAAAACUACGCAAUGCACACACUCGGAUUUUACAUUACUAUAUAGUACACUGAUCAUCUGACAUUGAUCUUACUCUCAAGUAAAACUAUUCUCUGCAGCACUCAACUCACCGGCAACAUAUCUGAGAACACUUAAGCACGUGCUAGUCGUAAUUCUACACCGUAGUUUGUUAAAAAGUAAUAAAAAAUUAAUAUAAAGGUUUACUUGCAUUAAAAAACGCGUUCGUUUUACACGAUUUCAGUGCUGGCGAGAACGUUAACUCGACUUUGGACAAUUUGGAGGACAUAAUCCAAGCCAAGCUAAGCGGCUAUGCCUUGCCAACUAAAUUAAUCAACUGUUUUGUUUUGCCAAUUGUACCUUAGAUAAUAGAAACAUUAUUCCUAGAACUAAGCGCAUUAUUAGACACCCUUUAAAAUAAGUAAUUAUAUACCAUAUUUAGGACAUAAGUAUAUAACCAGGCUUUGUAAAAAUGUGAUUAAAUUUAGAUACCAGAAAGUAAUAUAUUUAAUUGAAAUAUUAUUUUGCUUAUAAAAAAUACCAUCACCAAAGCACCAAAUUGUGCUUAUACAGAGUGUUAUUCCACUGAAAUGCCAUGCAUUUUAGUCUGCGCAUCGAACAACUUGAAUUCGGCAGCUACCAGUCGUUGUUGUUAGUCUUAGCCGAAUACAGUUUUAGCUAGUUCUAGCUACGUAGACUUUUCCGUUUAAUUUUUUAACACCAAUAUUAUUUCAAAGUGGUUGCUUACUGACGGGUUAGGUAAAGCUAAAUUAUGAGAAACAAGAACUGAUCUGUUCGGUUCUUUUAUAACACCUUUCAUAAGACUAACUAGUAACCUUUUGUCACAUUUACCUAAAAUUAUUCGAACUUUAUUGAAUAUUACACUGAAUUUCAAGAGCUAUAAACCUUUCAUUCGUUUCAAUCAAUAAUCAUCGAUCAAUCUAUAAAAUGUCAUAGAGUAGCCAGUUCCAGAUGUGGCUACCCUCAUCGUCCUUUUCAUAAGUGGCUUUGGAUCGGUGGUGAUUGCCCCUUAAGCUAUAAUACAGAUACAAACUUGAUGUAGUAAGAAUUUCAU
Bactrocera dorsalis (oriental fruit fly) is the source of this 3087-nucleotide messenger RNA. RefSeq lists its product as uncharacterized. The transcript is spliced from 4 exons. The record is from RefSeq and is a predicted model, not a curated record. Bases 723 to 1277 code for a protein of 184 amino acids. Lineage: Eukaryota; Metazoa; Arthropoda; Insecta; Diptera; Tephritidae.